Molecule: messenger RNA, 3593 nt
Organism: Neurospora hispaniola
Lineage: Eukaryota; Fungi; Ascomycota; Sordariomycetes; Sordariales; Sordariaceae
Product: armadillo-type protein
Exons: 3
Coding region: 194-3349 (1051 amino acids)
Biological process (GO): proteasome-mediated ubiquitin-dependent protein catabolic process
Cellular component (GO): GID complex
Molecular function (GO): protein binding
Source: RefSeq, a predicted model, not a curated record
UUCAAGUCAACCACUCCGAGGCCGUUAUACCGCGGUCUACAGCUUCCGGCCCAGUUCCCUCCGUUGACAAGAACGAAUUCACAGCUUCGCUGGGAAACACAUGGCCGAACAGGGAGUGUAUUUAUGACCGACCCGACCGAUCGAAGCACAAGUUAUCACCAGCAUCCGCAAAACAUUGAUAUAAUAUCCAAAGAUGGCGCAUAGUCAGAGUCCCCCGGCUUUGCUGUGGCAAAUUCAGAAUGCUAGGAACCAUGCCGAGCAGAUCGAAUUCCUCCGCCAACUCAAGGAUGGGGUCGUCGGUGAUGUCCGGGCCAAGGAGACGUGGGUGAACCACGGAAUAUUACAGUUUCUCGUCCAUCUGCUUCAACAAAAAACCACAGCGCAGUCGCCCUCUGGUCUGGGCAGUAAGGAGGCUUACGCGCCCAUCAGCCAGACUACAGACUUGCCGGAUGAUGAUCGUGUGCGGCUAUUGGCUUUGCAGCUCAUCGCUAGUUUUGCCAAAGGUGGUCCUUCGUUUCUUACCCCUCUGAAUGCCGUCGGAGCUGUUCCUGUUAUUUUGACAUAUAUUUGCCCGCACAAGAACCCCGCACGGCUUGUCUUGACCUCUCUGCGUGCUCUGAGCGACAUGACAGAGGCUGCCAGUCUCUCGUCAAGAACAAGUAUAGAGGCUACGGCUGCACUGGCAAAAGCUCUGUUUGUACCUCGCUACAUCGAGUCCUUGUGCGCCAUCCUCGAUGCAGAGUCUGCCUCUAGCAUAGUACAAGAGCAGAAAUGCCUGGUUGCGAGUCUGAUAAGUCGGUUGUGCAAGGAACCGCGGUAUCAAGAUAUGCUUGCCGACGCCGGGGUCCUGGAUGCCCUGGCUACCCUGCUUGCCAGCUUCGUGGUUGCCCGAGGAGAGGUCCUGCCGUUUACCCUGGACACGCUGGAGAGGGAGGGCUUGGCUGCUGUAAUACCACAGCCUGCUCCUCGAGGACUAAGUCUGGCCCUUAUUUUGGAAGCGAUAUCUGUUUUAAUAGCAGACUCCCGUUUCCGAACGGGUCUGCUGCUUUGUUCGCCGGCGAUCAUGGCAGUACUAACCAGUAGUGAGAUCGGCGAAAGAAACUCUCAAAUCUAUCGUACAUGGGAACUGCUUAAGAAAAGCGGCCUUACUCACGGUCGGCCAGUCGAUCGCUCUGCUCUCGACUACCUACUUCCGGCUGUUCCAGUUACAACGCCGCGAUUUCUCUUGUCCCAACAUCACCCAUCAUUCCCGUCUACGGGGAGGUCACUGGAGACGCCUGCAAAACACGGCCGGGCUACAGCAAGGUUUACGACAGAGGAUCGGGAAUGGCUUGUUGGUGGUGGCGAUACCGAAGAACCAGAGAGCCCGCUAAUACCAUGGUUGAUCCACCUCAUGCGAUCUGGCACUAACGAUCAUGAGAAGGUCAUGGCUGCAUCCGUACUUGCAUCGCUAUUUAAGGGUGGCUUCACGAGCCCAGACCGAGAAUUUUCCCUCAGCGUCCUUGUCGUUCCGGUUCUCUGCCAUUUACUAAAGGACUACGAAAAGGAGAGAGGCAAGAGCCUAGAUGCCAUUUUUGUCGAUUCGGAGACUGCUACGGCAUGGGUUAUCUUGGAGCGGACACCAGCUGUCUUAGCCCGGCUUAUUGCGGACAGCGUGUUCCUGCAACAAGUUACGCGUGAUAGCGGAGCCCUGAAGCUGGCGUGCAAGCUGUUGAAGGAUUCAUAUGAGCCCACGGCAAUUCCAUCGCCCCCUAGGCCUUGGACGCCGAACCCUGAAGAGAGACAGGACACUGGAGAUGAUAAAUUUUCGACAUGUCAGCUUGGGCCACCGGGUCAAGUUCCAUUGUGUGCGCACAAAAUCAGGAUGAGAGAGAGCUCACUUAAACUCAUAACAUCCCUGGCCACAUUCAAGGAAGAGUUCAGAAAAGAAAUAGUUGAGCAAGACAUACUACCAAGUGUUGCAGAGUCACUUUCCGAAACGCCACAGAAACCAACGCCGCCCAAGGAGAAGUUAAAAACGGAGGAGGAUGGUACCGUUCCUAUGCAUCCCGCUGGUCAUUCUCCCUAUGGGCACAACCCAACUUCGGUAUUGAUCGCGGCAUGUCACGCUGUAAGAACACUCGCACGAUCGGUCAGCAAUCUUCGAACAGUCCUGGACGACAACUGUGUCGCUAUGCCCAUUUUCAAGCUCUUGAAACACGUGGAUAUCGAUGUUAAGAUUGCAGCCUGCAGCGUGAUCUGUAAUCUGCUGACUGAGAGCAGCCCUAUGCGUGAUCCUCUGAUUAAAGCUGGAGUCAUCGGCGUGCUCUGUCUAUACGCCAGAUCUGACAAUGCGGGACUGAGGCUCAAUGCCUUGUGGGCACUCAAGCAUCUCGUUCACAUGACGGACAGAGAUACCAAAAAAAAGUGCCUGGAAGAACUCGGGCCGGGGUGGCUUAUUCAGUUGAUAUGCGACGAUACGGAAGACGAAGCACUACAUGCCCGAAUUAUGGGUGAACGUCGACCUUUAACAGACGCGGAUGAAGAUGAAGUGAUGGAUACGGGUGACGGCUACGCCGAAGCAACUGACGACGUAUGGCAGUGGCAAGCCAUACACCGGAAGGGACCUGGCUUCGAUUCAACGCGCAUGCGUGUUGCCGAUGGUAUGCUCAGGGCAUUACGUGAAAGAGAAUUUGAUGAAGUUCGAAAGGCGCGUGAAGCCGAUCUCGCGAUUCAGGAACAAGGUCUCGACUUUAUUCGCAAUCUCAUCGCCAUCCCUCAGCAACCGGCCCAGGCGGAAAUGAUUGAUUACAUCUUCAGCGAGCUAGGCCAAGAUCGCCUCUUCGAUAUAUUGGCGUCCAAGCUUCGGGUCAAGAUUCUCCGUCCGUUUGCCAGGCGCCAGUCUUCCAGCUCGGGGACGCCUGGUGGUGGAGCAGGGUCGGGAGCAUCAGGCCGCAAUGUCAGCAUCGACUCACGUGUACUGUACCCGCAAUCCAAAAUCAUCGUAGCGGUCAUCUACUUUUUGACACACAUCGCGGCGGGAGUUCCUCGACACAGACAACUCGUGAUCGCCCAAGAGGAGCUGCUCAAGCUGUUGGCGGGCCAUUUCAACAACAAGGACGUGGAUGUGCGGCGGUCAUUGUGUCAUCUGCUCAAGAACCUGGUAUGGUGCGACGGUACGGAGGACAGGCGGGGCAGGGAUCUGCGGGUGUUUGAACUUGAGAAGCUAGGGUUCCUGCAAAAGCUCGAAGGCCUGGAGCGGAAUGAUGCUGAGCUGGAUGUCAGGGAGCGUGCCAAGGAGGCGGCUUCUAGCAUCAAGGGGGAAGCGGGUGAGGGGCCCCAAGUACCACACGGCCGGGUAGAUUACUAGGCGCAAGACACCCAACGGUUGCAAAAACUAUGGCGCGAACUACCACAGGCAACGAAACUGAGCUCUUCGGGUAAUUGGGCGACCUAGUCAAUCAGUUUGGGGUGUAUUACAGUCCUCAAAAUACAUGUAAGAGCCGCCCGUGGGCAUUUGGUCACGGUAUUAGUAGAAGUAGAUGAACGCCCCGGGAAGUUGACUGAGACGAGACAGCAGGGUGGUUUAUGCAUAAGCGGAGUGCAAGCAGCGC